GCAAAAGUAGGAAUUUGUCAAUCUUCGUCGUUGACAAGGGGGCACCGCCCCCUGAGCCCCCUAGCACUACACCACUGCUUCCGGCAUAUAACUAUUCGAUACUUUUUGACGAUUAAUCUGUUUGCAGACUUUCAUCUCGAACUGAAGAAUACAUAUUCCAAAGAGUUUCAAUUACCCUGAAGGCUGUACGCAUUUUUUUUUUCCUUUUCCAAGGUCCCCUGUACAGUGCCGUCGGAGCGACAUUUGCAUUAAGGGGAGAGGGGGGCUGCCCAUUGUAUUGCUUCUAAUUCAGUACACUGUAAUAAAGGAAAUAUAGUACAGUUUGACGAUUAUGGGGGGGGGGCUCCAGCUUCCGGUGGCCCUGCUGUACCGUAAAUCCUCGAAUAAGCCCCUGGGGGCUUACUUGCAAAAAUUAAUUUUUUAGGUGGGGGCUUAUUCGAGCGUAGGGGCUUAUUCGAGUGUGGGGGCUUAUUCGAGCAUGAGGGCGUAUUCGAGGAUUACGGUUUGUAAGAAUCUGAAAUCGUUGGAAAGUUUUGCUAGAACGAUGAAAAUAAUGAAAUUGGGUGAGACUGCUACUUUUUUGGGGUGAGGGGAUCUUCACAGCUCGGACCUUUAAGUUAAAAUGGUUCUUCUUCGCUUGUAGAAACAAGUUGUAUCCUCCUUUGUUGUUUUUUUUGCCCAAGAAGUUUAAACUGGAGAUGUAUAAACUGGAAGGUGUACCAGUCCUACCCCCCUUCCCUCCCCCUUUCUUCAAUACUUGCUUCGCCCAACAUUCGAUUGAGUAUUAUAUUGGUGAAAGUCACGGUAAAAGUUGGUUAAAGUCGUUGAAGAUUUCAUGUGAUCAAAAAAAGAGAAAUUAUCAACAUUUUUCAAUAAUUGUACGUAAUAAUUAUCAAGUUUCUAAAGAAAGAAAGUAGACAAACGCUGAUUUUAUCUUUAAAUUUUGGGUUCUGCUUCCUGAAAUUUUACUUACUCUUACGCCACUUCCAAUGGUUGUAGUAAGACGACAGAGAUGUUAACAACGAUCUCGAACAGUGUGUUUUGAUCUGUUUUCUUGUCACAUACUGCGAUUACAACCCAUCCCCCUUGACAUUUCCACCUUUCUACCCUGGGUACCAGAGCCUCAUGAAUCGAGGCGAGGAUACAGUAUUGUAUAUGGCUGUGGUGACAAAAAUGAGUCUAUAUUCUUGAGAUUAAAUAAUGGAGACUCUAGCCACCAUCUUUCAGACAAAAAACUAUUUUCCACUUUUUAAAAAAAUCACUUAACCCCUAGUACAAACCCCCUAGACAGGCUUUGUAGAGGGUUCAAAAUAAUUUUAGUGGCCCAUCAGUCUCAGCAGUUCAUAAAAUAUAUAUGCUUUAUUUUGUUCUGUACAACAUAACUCUUCGAACUUCAGCUGUCUACUUUUUGCAAAUUUAUUAUUGCUGAAACUUAAUUUCUGGCUUUAGAAUUGGUACACCGAAUGAUAAUGGCCAUUUCUCCAUUCCUAGCUAAGAACAUAUCAGUAUUCUCAAUAUAUCAGGCCCCGCGGAGCAAGGGGGCUGGGGGGCUUUAGCCUCCCCCCCCACUUUUUAGACCCCCUACUUUCCUCAACGCUCCGCGGUGCCUGUAUAUUUUCAACAAUCCACAGUCUGCAUGAUUAUUAUUAUGACCCAUUUAUUUCUUGGAUACUUGAGACAAACUCGACCUUUGAUCACAUGAUUAUUUGUCACGAUGAUUUAGGGCGUUCGUGCCACCAUCAAGAAAGCUCUGGAAAAAUUUGCUAUUUUGUUUAUCAACUAUUUCUACAAGUAGAAGAAAGAAAAUAAAGAUUACACCUUCUCAAUUUGCCACCUUGCAACAGUUUGGCGAGAUUAAGCAAGGGUUUGUACUCGGAAAAUUGAAAUUGGUAGAAAAGACAUAAUAUAACAUUUUAGAGUGGCUACACGCACACUCCGAUCAAGCACUCGAAAGAGCGACGUCGUAUUUUCUGUUCAGCACGCAUCGUUACCAGAUCUUCUACAAUCGUGUUUAAGGCAAGUCGACCAUGGCUUUCAAGUCUGCAGUAACAUCGUGUUUCUUUAAUAUCUGCAAGCAAAAUGCUUCAACAGUAGCAAAGAGAUAUCUGUCUAUAUCGACCAAGCUAACAGUAUCAGCAGCGAUGUCAUCACGUAGUGGUUCCAAGACAGAAUUGAACACAGCCAGGAGCCUUGGUGCAAUCCGCCAUUACGCCGGUACUGACCAAGCUAUAUUGAGCUCGUACAUGGACCUGCAGUCAGACAAGGUCAUUGCAACAUAUGUUUGGAUUGAUGGAAGCGGAGACCACACUAGAGGCAAAUCAAGGACACUUGAUAAUGAACCGGAGCGUCCGGAAGAUCUUCCGGUCUGGAACUAUGAUGGUUCAUCGACAGGCCAGGCACAGGGUGAGAACAGUGAUACAUUCUUGUAUCCAAGGAGAAUUUUUCCGGAUCCCUUUCGCAGAGGCAAAAACAAGCUUGUUCUUUGUGAUACUUACAACUACCAAAAUGAACCGUGCGCAACAAACAACAGGACGAGUUGCUUAGAGGCUUUGGAGAAAUGCAAGGAUCAUCAUCCAUGGUUUGCCAUUGAACAGGAAUACACUUUGCUAGACGGAGAUGGUCACCCUCUUGGUUGGCCAAAGGGCGGUUUCCCUGGCCCACAGGGUCCUUAUUACUGUGGUGUUGGAACUGGCCGUGUUUUUGGUAGAGAAGUUGUUGAAGCCCACUACAUGGCGUGUUUAUAUGCUGGGAUUAUGCAUGGCGGCGAGAAUGCAGAGGUUAUGCCAGGACAGUGGGAAUUCCAGAUCGGACCGGUGGAAGGAAUUGACCUUGCAGAUCAGACAUGGAUGGCAAGGUACAUAUUAUCACGAAUAUCCGAGCACUUCGGUGUAAUUGAUACACUGGAUCCGAAGCCAAUGAAUGGCGACUGGAACGGUGCUGGAGCACACAUGAACUUCAGUACAUCUGAUAUGCGAAAAGAUGGUGGACUGUCAGAGGUGUACGCGGCUGUAGAGAAGCUUUCAAGGAGACACGAAUACCACAUAAAGAUGUACGAUCCAAAUAGCGGAGAAGACAACAAACGGAGAUUGACAGGCCUUCACGAAACCUCUACCAUACACGAUUUUUCACACGGUGUGGCGAACAGAGGGUGCAGCAUUAGAAUUCCACGUCAAUGUGCUCUUGAUAAUAAGGGAUACCUGGAAGAUAGGCGACCGUCAGCUAAUUGUGAUCCGUAUUCAGUUUGUGAAGCUCUUAUAAGAACCAUUGUUCUUAAUGAAAGGGAUUAGGAUUUUGAAACAUUAUUUGAAUGAUUUAAUGGCGCAUAAAAUGUCAACCUCGAUGUAAAAUAAAGUCUCGAAAUCAAAUUUUGUAUUAUGUCAUCUACUGGCUUCUGCAUGCUAUAUCUUAGAAAAAAAUGAAUUCAGAAUUGCUU
This is a messenger RNA of Rhopilema esculentum, 3433 nucleotides long. NCBI's taxonomy places the organism in Eukaryota, Metazoa, Cnidaria, Scyphozoa, Rhizostomeae, Rhizostomatidae. The record is from RefSeq and is a predicted model, not a curated record.